This is a messenger RNA of Fraxinus pennsylvanica, 972 nucleotides long. NCBI's taxonomy places the organism in Eukaryota, Viridiplantae, Streptophyta, Magnoliopsida, Lamiales, Oleaceae. The record is from the annotation of a GenBank genome assembly.
AUGAAACUUGCUCCUAUUAACACCGUUGGGAACGCCCACGACGAUUCGGUGUGGACGGCGGCGUGGGUUCCAGCCACCGAUGUCUCACCGCCGCUUCUCCUGACUGGGUCCCUUGACGAGACUGUCCGCCUGUGGGACCCUGAGGGUCCCCAGAAGCUCCAGACUAACACCGGUCACUGCCUAGGUGUGGUCUCCGUGGCCUCCCACCCCUCUGGCAGAAUCGCCGCCUCUGCCUCGAUCGACAGCUUUAUUAGGGUUUUUGAUGUUGCCACAAAUAAUACUAUUGCAACCCUCGAGGCUCCCCCCUCUGAAGUCUGGCAACUGCAGUUCAAUCCCCAGGGGACUGCACUGGCAGCAGCUGGAGGUGGUAGUGCAUCAGUGAAGCUGUGGGAUACUGCUCAAUGGCAAUUGACUGCAACACUAUCAGUUCCCCGACUAGAAGGCUUGAAACCCUCCGAGAAAACUGGCAGCAAGAAGUUUGUUCUCUCAGUUGCAUGGAGCCCUGAUGGUACACAAAUUGCUUGUGGUUCAAUGGAUGGAACCAUCUCUAUUUUUGAUGUGAUGCGCGGAAAAUUUCUACACCACUUGGAAGGCCAUAGUAUGCCUGUUCGAUCUCUUGUGUAUUCAUCAGCACCUCUUGAUGCAAGGGUUCUCUUUUCUGCCUCAGACGAUGGCCAUAUCCAUGUCUAUGAUACGGAAGGUAAAACCAUGAUUUCAUCUUUGUCAGGCCACACUAGCUGGGUUUUGAGUGUGGAUGUGUCCCCAGAUGGAAUGGCUAUUGCAACAGGCUCGAGUGACCGGACUGUUAGGUUGUGGGAUCUUAAAAUGAGGGCGGCUACCCAGAUAAUGACCAGCCACACAGACCAGGUCUGGUCAGUGGCAUUUGGACCUCCAUUAAAGACAGACGUUAGGUCUUGUCUGCUUGCUAGCGUGUCUGAUGACAAGAGCUUGUUGUUCUAUACAUAUUCUUGA